Molecule: messenger RNA, 1661 nt
Organism: Sitophilus oryzae (rice weevil)
Lineage: Eukaryota; Metazoa; Arthropoda; Insecta; Coleoptera; Curculionidae
Gene: mRpS5
Product: 28S ribosomal protein S5, mitochondrial
Exons: 6
Coding region: 28-1359 (443 amino acids)
Biological process (GO): translation
Cellular component (GO): ribosome
Molecular function (GO): structural constituent of ribosome; RNA binding
Source: RefSeq, a predicted model, not a curated record
GUCAAAAUUUCAAAUAUAACCUGAAAAAUGGCGAAGCAACUGCUCAAUGUAACAAAAAUAUUUCAAAAAUUAACUAUAAAUGCAAGAAGACCGGUUAUUUCGCCUUUACUAAAAUGGGAAGAUCAAACUACAAACAAUGCGGCUGUUAUUACAACAAACUCUACUCGAAAUACGAACUAUUUCAAAAAAUUGCCUGCCGAUAAAUUAUGGAAGGGUAUCACUUCGGUAAGUAAUGCUGGUAAAAAGCGAGGUAGAGGAAAAACCAUUUCCAAGAGGAAUAUUAAGGAUUUAAACAAGGGUCAAGUGAUUGGUGUUGGAAAAGCAAAUAUGGUAUGGCCGGGUUUGUCAGCUCCAAUAAUACGAGGCAAAGAGCUUGUUCAACAACAAAAACUACCAGAAGACCCAGAUAGGGAGCAAAAGCUAAUCGAAAUGAGAAAUGCGAUGGGUAUUUCUAAGCGACUCAAAUUAAGUCCCAUUGAGAGAGGCUGGACUGGAUCUAAAAUGCCAGGUCGGAGCAUUGGGCCUCCUGACCCAGUAGGAGAUGAAACAUUUGAUGAUUUUGAUACUAGAGUACUGGAAUUGAAGGUUGUGUGGAAUAUGAAAGGAAGUUUUGGAAGGACAAGAAGAAAUGCUGCCAUAGUAGUAACUGGAAAUAAGAAUGGUUUAGCCGGUUUUGCAAUGGGCAGGGCUCAGGAACCUGGAAAUGCACUGCGCAAAGCCAAAAAUAGAGCAGCACAAAAACUAGUACAUAUAAAACUAUUUAAAAAUCAUACAGUUUGUCAUCAUUUCUACACUCAGUUUGGCGCAACAAAAAUAUUCGUAUGGCAAAAACCGGAAGGACACGGCCUGAAAUGUCACAGGGCAAUUAAAACUAUCUGUGAAGUGAUUGGAAUUAAGGAUCUCUAUGCUAAAGUCGAGGGUUCCACAAAUGUGAACCAUGUGAUGAAAGCUUUCUUUUUGGGUCUUUCCAGACAGAAAUCUCCACAAGAAAUGGCGGAAGAUCAGGGUCUUCAUUUAGUCGAACUUUGCGAGGAGUCCUACAAGUUCCCGAAUGUGAUAGCUUCACCUUCGGUGUGCAAAAAAGAGUCGGAAACAAAGAGGGACGAAAGUUUCGAUUACGAUCAGUACUGUUUCGGUGGUAAAGUGGUACUAAAGAAGAAACCGCUACCCCCGUUUUAUAGUAGGUACGACUCGUAUCUGAAAUAUUUGGCCAAGUUUGACAAAAAGAAGAAUCAGAGAGAGGUGAAAAUGAAUAUGCUGACUGAACAUGGAGAAAUAAGGAGUUUUCUUACUGAUAAGUAUCCAGAGUGUAGGCAAUAUUAUAGACCUAAGAAAGAGGUUGAAGAAGAAGAAACCUGAUCAUAGAUAUCUUGGAAAUUUGUAAAUAUAUUAUAGUCUAAGAGCUAGCAACGUUUUCGAGAAAGUAUUUUAAGAAAGAUGGCUCUUUCAUACAUCUUUUGCUAUGCUCUCUAAAAAAAAUAUAGGAUCUUCUUUCGAUGCGCAACGUUUACCGGCAGCCGAACGGCCCGCACACUGUUCAAGAGAGCAUAGUAAAAGAUAUAUCAAAGAGCCAGAUUUCUUAAAAUACUUGUUUUCCCGACGUUGCUAGCUCUCGUACUAUAAGUUGUUAUAAUUUUUGUAAUAUAUCCUUUUAAGAUUUU